Molecule: messenger RNA, 1130 nt
Organism: Octopus bimaculoides (California two-spot octopus)
Lineage: Eukaryota; Metazoa; Mollusca; Cephalopoda; Octopoda; Octopodidae
Cellular component (GO): plasma membrane
Molecular function (GO): calcium channel regulator activity; GTPase activity; GTP binding
Source: RefSeq, a predicted model, not a curated record
UUUUUCCUUCCGUUUAUUUUGCAGGAGAUGUAGGGAGUAAAUAUGUCUCUGUACUUCUCGAUAAGGAGGAAACCAUGUUGGACAUCACAAAAAUUCAAGGAACAGAAUCUUUACCAAGUGGUGUAGAUUAUGAUGCCUACGUCUUAGUAUUCGGCAUUGAUGACAAACAGAGUUUCAACGACGCCGUUGAUUUUCUAUAUCGUUUCCGUAAAGAGGAUGUACACAACUGCCUGGUGGUUCUGGUAGCCAAUAAAGUCGACUUGGUGAGAAACCGUGUCAUUACCACUGAAGAAGCCAAAGGAAUUGCAUCCGCCUACGACUGCAAAUAUAUAGAAUCGUCUACAAUCUUGAAUCACCAUCUUGAUGAGUUACUCGUCUGUCUCGUCAGCGAAAUCAGAUCGCGUCAACGUAAAUCUCGUUCUUCUCACGAGAAGACCUCUCAAAAGAGUCGUUCGCCGGUUUCACCCAAACAUCUUUUCAACAAGUUGUUUCGGCGAGGAAGCAUUUCGAAAUCUUAUGAAAACCUUGCCGAAGACUGAAAUGAGUGAACUAAAGCACAAAUUUGUGUGUGUAAAAAAAAAAGUCUUACAUUGUGUUGCACUUGUUUGCAGUUUAUAUUUUCAUUUUAAUUAUUUUCGUUCAUAUUUGAUAUGCUUAAACAUGAACUGUGAAUGAAACUGAACAGAUGUUUAUCUCAAGUUUCCUUUUUAUACCUUGGUGAUUAUUUAUAUUCAGUCACGAUUGCAUAUUCAUUUUAUAUUACUUUCCAUUUUUCUUCCAAUCUUUUUCAAUUCUUUAUAUAAGGAAUCAAGUUUUUUCUACUCCCUUACAACAAGGGUACUUUGCCGAUAAUUCUCGGCAGAUGGAAAUAUUAUUUUGACACAGGAGUAAAUGUCAAAUUUUUUUUUUUUUUUUUUUUGGGAUACGAAUUAUAAAGCGAAGCCGACUAUAUAAGAUGACUUUCCUCCCAUUGCGAUAAUACGGAUAUUGCAAAAAGAGCAAAAAAGAAAAAAAAAAGAACUAUUUACGCUGAUCACUUUUAACUAAAUGGACUUACAAAACGUGUGUGAACAUUUUCGCAUGUAAAUUAUCUGUGCGAAACAAUUCCUUUUCAAUAUAAAAACAAUUAU